This is a messenger RNA of Phaedon cochleariae (mustard beetle), 1211 nucleotides long. The record is from the annotation of a GenBank genome assembly. Lineage: Eukaryota; Metazoa; Arthropoda; Insecta; Coleoptera; Chrysomelidae.
AUGAACCUAGUCGAAGUCAGUUUCAAAUAUUGUCGACGAAAAAAACAGCAGAGAUGGUGUUCAACUUUCGAGUGUUCAAGAAACAAUCCCCAAAUGGAAAACUCACCAUGUAUUUGGGCAAGAGGGAUUUCGUGGACCAUAUUUCAGGAGUUGAACCCAUUGACGGCGUGGUGGUGAUCGACAACGAAUACAAAGACCGAAAGAUCUUCGGCCAGGUGGUGUGCAGCUUCCGGUACGGCCGCGAGGAGGACGAGGUGAUGGGGCUGAACUUCCAGAAGGACCUGUUCCUGGCCUCGGCGCAGGUGUAUCCGCCCGAGAAGGGGGCCCACGCCAACUCGCGCCUGCAGGACCGGCUGACGAAGAAGUUGGGGGAGAACUGCUACCCGUUCACGUUCGCGCUGCCACCUAGCGCGCCGGCUUCGGUCACCCUUCAGCCAGGGCAGACAGACGAGGGGCAACCCUGCGGCGUCCAGUACUACGUGAAGUUGUUCGUGGGAGAGAGCGAGACCGACCGCACCCACAAGAGAGGUGCGGUUACCAUGGCGAUCAGGAAGGUGCAGUACGCGCCCUCCAAGCAGGGCAGGCAGCCCUGCACGGUCGUGCGCAAGGAUUUCAUGAUGAGUCCGGGGGAGCUCGAGUUGGAGGUCACGUUGGACAAACAGUUAUAUCAUCAUGGAGAAAAGAUUGCAGUGAACAUCUGUAUUCGAAAUAAUAGUAACAAAGUGGUGAAGAAAAUAAAAGCAAUGAUACAACAAGGCGUAGAUGUCGUAUUAUUCCAAAAUGGCCAAUAUCGGACUUCGGUAGCAAGCAUCGAAACUCAAGAAGGAUGUCCGAUUCAGCCUGGAUCUUGCCUACAAAAAGUGGUUUACUUGCUUCCACUGUUAUCAUCGAAUAAGGAUCGUAGAGGGAUUGCAUUAGAUGGCCAACUGAAGAAAGAAGAUACCCACUUGGCCUCAACAACAUUAUUGUCGUCACCUGAUCAACGUGAUGCAUUUGGCAUCGUUGUAUCUUACGCAGUAAAAGUUAAACUUUACCUAGGAGCGCUUGGAGGGGAGUUAGCUGCAGAACUUCCGUUUGUUUUGAUGCAUCCUAAGCCUGAUUCAAAAGGAAAAUUCAUACAUGCUGAUAGCCAAGCCGAAGUGGAGACAUUUCGACAAGACACCAUCGACCUCGAAAGCAUGGACCAAGACAUUGAAGACAAAUUUGAUUAA